AAAGGCUGACCACUGAGAAAUCCCAAGUCACCUGCGCGGCUGUGACAUCAAGAUCAAGCGACCAGCUGAGCUCUCACGGGGUGUUUGUUUUGACUUUGUUUUAGAAGUGUUUCUUAAGUGUUACGUAGAAGACAACGCAAGGCAAGAGGCUGUGAGGAUAAAGGAAGAUUCAAUGAAGACGUGAGAGGAAGAAAACCGUGAAAAAGGCGACGUAGAGAGGAGAUAAAGGAAGAAAAUAGGAGGGUGUGGUGUGCCUGUCUUCAAUUGUCCUCCCUUCUCCCUUCCUCUUCUCCUUCAUUUUUUUCUUCCUUCCUCUCCUUCCUUCUUCUUCCUUCCUUCCUCUCCUUCCUUCUUCUUUCUUCCUUCUUCUCUUUCUUGUUCUUUCUUCUCCAUCUCUUUUCUUCUUUUUCCCUCCUUCCUUUUCUUUCUUCCUUCGUCUUCUCUUUCUUCCUUUCCUUCCUUCUUCCUUCCUUCCUUCUUCUCUUUCUUGGUCUUUCUUUUUUCUUCUCCUCAUUCUCUCUUCUCCUUCCUUCUCCUUUUCCCUUCUUCCUUCUCUUUCUUCCUCCUUCUCUUUCUUCCUCUCUUUCUUUCUUCCUUUCUUCUUCUCUUUCUUGUUCUUCCAUCUUCCUCCUUCCCCUUUUCUCUCUUCCUUCUCCCUCUUCUUUCUUUCUCCUUCUUUUUCUUCCUUUCUCUCCUUCCUGGUCCUUCUCCUUCCUUCCUUUUCCUCCUCCAUCCUUUUUUUCAUCCUUUCUCCUCUUCCUUCUUUUCCUUCCGUCUCCCCUUUUCCUUCCUUCCUUCCUCUCCCUCCCAUUACCUGUCUUACCUGCCCCGUCAAGAUGUCAGGUAACGACGUGGGUAACCAGGUCAUUCUUGCCACAGCGAGCUAUGACCACACGAUCAAGCUAUGGCAGGCACACAGCGGGAUAUGCCAGCGGACCCUCAAACACCCCGAGUCCCAAGUCAACGCCAUGGAGAUCACACCCAACCGGCAGCAGUUAGCGGCGGCCGGCUACCAACACAUCCGCAUGUACGACCUCAAGUCCCUGAGCGAGGACCCGGUCAUCAACUAUGAGGGCGUGAGCAAGAACGUGACGGCGCUUGGCUUCCAGGAGGACGGGAAGUGGAUGUUUACGGGUGGUGAAGACUGCACGGCAAAGAUAUGGGAUUUGAGAUCCUACAACCUGCAUGUGUCGAGGAUCUUCCAGGUGACCACACCGGUGACCUGCGCCUGUCUGCACCCCAACCAGGCCGAGCUGUUUGUGGGUGACCAGUCGGGCGUCAUCCACAUCUGGGACAUCAAGACAGAGCACUAUGAACAGCUGAUCCCAGAAGCAGACGCCAGCAUCCAGAGCAUCGCCAUAGACCCCGAGGGCACCUACAUGGCGGCCGUCAACAACAAGGGCAAGGCGUACGUGUGGCGGCUCUCGGGCGGCACCGGAGACAGCCCCACCGCCCUCACACCCGCCCGCUCCCUCCACGCCCACGGGAAAUACGCCCUCAAGGUCAAGUUCAGCCCGGACUCAACCAUGAUGGUGACCACUUCCGCCGACCACACAGCGCGCAUUUGGAAGACCGCUGACUUCUCGCAGAUGACGGAGCUGAGCGACACCAACCAGCGCUGGGUGUGGGACGUUGCUUUCUCCGCAGACUCCCAACACAUUAUUACCGGCUCUUCAGACAAUGUGGCGCGGUUGUGGUCGGUGGAGACUGGCGAGAUCAAGAGAGAGUACAGCGGACACCAGAAGGCCAUCUCCGCCAUAGCCUUCAAGGACGUGCUGUACCCCUCUUGAGACACAGGAGGUGAUGGUACGAUGCAGGAGUGAGCCGUGUGAUUUGACCCUUUGUGGAGGUGGAUUUAAGGGCGCCAGAAAGGACUGGAUCACAUGCAAGAUUACGUCAAGAAUCAGAUUGUUUUUGUGUUGGUUUGUUUGAAAUAUAAGUAAGAUGAUGUGAUCCAACCCUUUGUGGAGGUGGAUUUAAGGGUGCAAGAAAGGACUGGAUCACAUGCAAGAUUAUGUCAAGAAUCAGAUUGUUUUUGUGUCGGUGUGUUUGAAAUAUAAGUAAGAGAUGAUGUGAUCCAACCCUUUGUGGAGGUGGAUUUAAGGGUGCAAGAAAGGACUGGAUCACAUGCAAGAUUAUGUCAAGAAUCAGAUUGUUUUUGUGUCGGUGUGUUUGAAAUAUAAGUAAGAGAUGAUGUGAUCCAACCCUUUGUGGAGGUGGAUUUAAGGGUGCAAGAAAGGACUGGAUCACACACAAGAUUACGUCAAGAAUCAGAUUGUUUUUGUGUCGGUGUGUGUGAAAUAUAAGUAAGAUGAUGUGAUCCAACCCUUUGUGGAGGUGGAUUUAAGAGCACAGGAAGAGACUGGAUCACAUGCAAGAUUACGUCAAGAAUCAGAUUGUUUUUGUGUUGGUGUGUUUGAAAUAUAAGUAAGAGAUGAUGUGAUCCAACCCUUUGUGGAGGUGGAUUUAAGAGCACAGGAAGAGACUGGAUCACAUGCAAGAUUACGUCAAGAAUCAGAUUGUUUUUGUGUUGGUGUGUUUGAAAUAUAAAUAAGAGAUGAUGCGAUCCAACCCUUUGUGGAGGCGGGCAUAGGAAGAGACUGGAUCACACACAAGCUCGCCUCAAGAAUCAGACUUUAUUUGUGUGUCCGAUUCCUUGCUCUGUGUGCCAAUGUAACUAAAAGACAAUGUGCAUGGGAGGUGUGUAUAGCCAGGGAUGGAAGGAAGGUGCCUCUGGAUAUCCUAAGAGAGGAGUAAACAGUUCAAUUCUACCUCUUCCCUUUCCUCUUUCUUCUCCUUAAGCCAAGAAUAUUAUGUUUUGGGGUCUCUGGGGAACAUGUCUAAAGAUACUACUUGAAUGUUUCGUUUUUCCACCUUUAAGAAGUUGUAUACCAUGUGGAAUUCUGUGACUAUUUGAAUUAUAAAGUGGAGAACAUCUUGACCCACUCUCUCCUUGCUGAGUUUGCCUGAUGUGAAAGGGAUGUUAGUAAGGGAGGAAUGAGAGGUGAAUGCAAGGUUAUGGGCUCCCUCGGGCCUGGGAUGGAAUUCUCAGACGCCUCGCCCUCUUACAUCAACUACAGUCAUCCCUCAAACAGGACGGUUUCCAAUAGUUCGGUUUCGGUUUUAUUCGGAUUGUCAUAGAAGAUCUUUUAAGGAUUUUUAUGUUUCCUGCUCGUCGUCAGGAAAUUUAAAAAUCCUAAAAAAAUCUUCAAUGAAAAUCUGUAUAAAACCGAGACCGAACUAUUGGAAACCAUACUAUUUGAGGGACGACUGUAUUUCCAAAGGCUGAAAAGGAGAUCAAUCGGGUCCUCACGAGUGUUUUCUUAGGUUCACGGUACAGAAGAAGGAUCGAACUACCACCAGAGUUAUAGAACCACUCAAGAAAAUGGCCCAAACUCCUACGAAAGCCUUGCAAAAUAUAUGUACUAGGGUGCUGAAAUGUUUGGCGCCUGGUCUUAUUGAAUUAUGGAAUGUGGGGUAAAUGUAUGGUGAUUGUUUCUCUCUGUUUCUUUGUCUGUCUGUCUUUAUGUGUGUCUGUCUCUUGGUUUUACAGGAUGAAGGAGAGGAGAGAGUAAAUAUGUGGUGGUUAUUUCUGUUUCUUUGUCUGUCUUUCUGUGUCUGUUUUUGUUUGUUUCUUUGUUUUCUCUUGGUUUGACAGGACUAAGGAGAGGAGGGAGUAGAUAUAUGAUGAUGAUUUUUCUCUUUCUGUCUGAUUUUCUGUCUGUUUCUCUUAUAGUCUUUUAUUGUGACUUAAUAUUAAAACCUUGAAGGAUGA
Messenger RNA from Eriocheir sinensis (Chinese mitten crab), 3775 nucleotides. It is a transcript of the gene Lst8, whose product is annotated as target of rapamycin complex subunit lst8-like. The coding region runs from base 837 to 1790 and encodes 317 amino acids. Gene Ontology annotation, molecular function: protein binding. Gene Ontology annotation, cellular component: TORC2 complex; TORC1 complex. The transcript is spliced from 6 exons. Gene Ontology annotation, biological process: regulation of actin cytoskeleton organization; TOR signaling. The record is from RefSeq and is a predicted model, not a curated record. Lineage: Eukaryota; Metazoa; Arthropoda; Malacostraca; Decapoda; Varunidae.